CCCACUGUGAAACGAAACGCAGCGUUGAACCGUUGAACGCGCAGAGAUGAGCUAACCGUGCUAACUCACUUUAACCCGAGCUAAGACCAGUCUGGUUGUUUAUCACAGGCGGAGUGAACCAGCAGCUUCCCGGGUAACUAGCGGGUGACUCUGUGUGUAACAGCGGGAAGCCAUGUGUGUAACACGGGUCAGUUCCAGCUGUUGUUUUGUUCUCCUCCUGGGUUAAUGUGUGUUGUUGUUAGGCCUGCUUCACGUUAGCUAACUUAGCUAGCACUUAGCCUCCGCUGGUUCCUGGAGCUCAUCACGUCCCACAAAGGGCGAGGGGGGAAAUGACAAACCUCCGCAGCGGAUAACUUCACACAGCCGGAGUGUCGCCAGGAAGACAACUUUAGUCUUUUUGACCAGGGAUCAGAGAUUUAUUCCCCAACUAUGAGAGCCUUAGCUCAGUGACAUCACACAAACAUGGAGCUGUACUGGUACAUAGUUGUCAUCAUAUUCAUCAUCAUCAAGAUAUUCUUCUACGUGUGCUGGUACCGAUCCAGACAGAGGCAGCUGGCGGCCUACCUGAGCAACCCACGCAACGCCCAGAUAGUCAUAGUCGGAGGAAGAGCGUACCUCCAUCAGAUGUGUGAGAGACAGAGUCAAACAUCUGUGUGGCCGAGCUGGUAUGGUGUUCAGGAUGAACUGUCAAUAGAGGAGCCCUCCACAACGCUGCCGCCCACAUCAUCCGUCUCCCACCUCGACAUGCCGCCACCAUAUGAGGCAGUCUCUGGAGAGGACGACCUCAAGCCCCCGCCCUACAGCGAGUGUGCCCUAGUCGACGAGACCGACGCCCCCUGUCCCUCCCAUUGCACUCCUCUAAUUCCUGAGGAAGGAGACUCGUCCAGCAUAAACGAAGCCCCGCCUCCCUACACAGCGUCCCCCUUCACACAAGUCAGUCUACAAGACGGCCCUAUUAGCCUAAGUGAGUGCGAGUCGGCGAGCAGGUCCGCUUAAUCGAUCCCCGAUGCCAGUUUGCCUUUUCCAUGCACUGCCUUCCUACAUUCAACCUCAGUGAUCGUCGCCAGCCUAACUCUCAUCACAUGAGAGCAGAAGCUUAUUUGGACGCAAGUGUGUGUGCGUGCGUGUUUGGUGGUUUUCAGAGCCGACUUGUUUUUCUACUUGUAUUGUUGUCAUCAAAAAGUGGUCAUCUGACGAGCGUGGCGAAAACAGAUGACAACAGCAAGCCUGUGUGCCCCAGUCAGGACCGCAGAACCUGCCUCCCAGCUAGGACGAGGAUAACACCCUCCACUCAAAGCUCCCAGGAAAUCGCGGAGCUACAGAUAAGCAGAGAGAGACAGAGACUUUAAAGUGUGUUUUCUUUCUCCCAAGUUUUCUGUUAGUCUGAAGCCACUUCCUUUCACAGAUUAAUUCACUUUAAAAGCAGGGGGGGAAGUUGGGGAAAAUCAGAGGAUUAGCAGUUGUUAGUACUUGCUGCUGUGCUACACAUUAGUUCAUGCUUGUGUGUUGACACUGUUCUCAAAACAAUAACUGUACAACAGUCUAAGGUUGAAAACUCGUAGCGUCUAAAAUCCAUGGCGUCUAAUGAUGUACAUGUGGACAUUAAAUGAACAGUCUCAACUUCUUCAAACUGUUUGCACAUUUGUUAAUGUGCAGACAAAGAAGUAUUAGUAACGAUUGCACUGCCCAUCUUAAAGAUGACCUCGUUUGCAUUACUGUUGUUGUUUAUUAUAUCAUCGUGAUUAUUCCUGGGGGACAUAAUCAGGCAACUCCAGUGCUUAUUACGUCUGUGAAUGGAAGUGAGCGAGGGUGAGCAGGAAAAGGGAACACAUUGAUGAAAUAAACGGAACAAAUUGUGGCAGUAGACAAGAGAUUGUUCUCUGUUGAUUGUCAUCAUUCCCGCCCCGUUUUGUUUCUGUUCCUGCUCUACAUUAACACCUACGUGCCGGGAUGCAAGGUUCUGUCCAAACAUCUAUUUUGGUCUUUCUGAAAGGCGCCCUUUAAGUUCCGCCCUGGUAUUAACUUCCGUCCUGUAAGUUCUGAUCCCACGUGGUCGGCGUGAAGGUCGUCUCUUCACACCAAACUUUAAAUUACGUCCUGAACGCGUCUCCUGUGACCACUUGUGAUAUGAUCUCACCUCCCCGCUCUAUAUGCAAGUAAUCGUGUCAUUUCUGUUCGCAAAGACCAAAUCAUGUUGUUCAAAUCAUGUAAAUAUGUGUCUACUUGUUUAUGUUACAUCUUUAGGACCCUUUUCAGACAUGACCUCAUAGAGACCAAAGCCUGGUCCGAAUGAGUUCAAAUGUCAUAUCUGAGGUCCUGGUUAAGGUUUGGUUUAUUAUGUACUUUGUGGUAAGGGUUUGGUAUGAAUUAUUCAAGGUUAAGUUUAGGUAAAUAGGCUUUGGUUUGGCUGCUCACAAUGAUUGAAAGUCAAUGCAUCGUCCUACUAAGGAUAGCUGCGCCAUCGCGUGUGUGUGCAUGAGUGUGUAAGAGAAAUCCCUGCACAUCUUUACAAAUCAAUCUGAUUCUAACAACUGCCACAUACGUCCCAAUGUGAUCUGAGUGAUUGGAUCUCAAAUGUGUCCUCAAUGCUUCUGUAUGCGCUCACAUCUGUAUUAAGAGCUUGUGAUCAGCCAUUACAGAUGUGACAGAUUCCAGGUCAGAAUAGUUGAAGUCCUUGAACUCAUGACGACACAUAUUCUGUAGUUGUUGACCCAGUUGUCGGAUCAGAUUUGAUGUUGUGAAUUUUAAUAUUCAGUUUGGAUGAUGUGUUACAAUCCUGAAACAAAACGCCCGGCUUCCUGCUAAUGCUUUAAGUCAAAACUCAGUUAUCACUUUUUUUUCUCCUAUGAAAACGACCCAAAAGAAAAUGAUGCCAUCAGCUUCUGUUCCUUGUCAUCUCCAUGUGAAUCUACCACAGGCUGGUAGAGGUCAGUCGUUUCUUCUCCUGUGCUCUCUGUUAUAGUAUUGCUUUUGGAAAAGGUUAUUAAUGUGUUCUUUGCUUUUUAUGUGUCACUGCAUUUCAGAUAAGUCUGUAUAAUGAUGAUGCUCCACCUCUCAUGUUCUGUUUCCGCAAGAAUAUAAUCUGUGUACAGUUUCUGAUAGAAAAAGAAAAGCAAUUAAAUGCUGUAUAAACAUAUUUUUGGGCCUGUGGGAAACUAUAUAUGUAUAAAAAUAAUCUGAAAAUGUCACAACUCAAUGUGUUACAAUGAUAAUCCUCCGUAUUGUGAUGACAAAUCGUGGAGCAGCCGUCACUGAUAGGCUACCACACAAUCUCUCCUGUGGUUACACAAUCUGGACGAUGCAACUGAGAGGCUGCGUUUAUACGACACAGCUUGUACAAGCGCGUGGCCUUGACCUCGGUUGACAUCACUAUAGCAGCAGCAUGAUGAAGACUGACCACCCAAACUUUAGUGUUACAGGCGUCCACUGUAACCCACGACCUGUUUGUCCACUUCAUGUUCAUUACUGUGGUGGGUGACCCGUCCGAUCUCUUCAGUGAGUAGCUUUGUGAGUUGAGGGGAUUUUUAUGUUUUGUCUGAUUUUUGGGGAAAUGUGUCUUCUGUAUUAAACUGUUGUUCAUAAUA
Molecule: messenger RNA, 3584 nt
Organism: Limanda limanda (common dab)
Lineage: Eukaryota; Metazoa; Chordata; Actinopteri; Pleuronectiformes; Pleuronectidae
Exons: 5
Coding region: 463-996 (177 amino acids)
Source: RefSeq, a predicted model, not a curated record